Messenger RNA from Rhipicephalus sanguineus (brown dog tick), 345 nucleotides. RefSeq names its product putative methyltransferase-like protein 7A. NCBI's taxonomy places the organism in Eukaryota, Metazoa, Arthropoda, Arachnida, Ixodida, Ixodidae. The transcript is spliced from 2 exons. Gene Ontology annotation, molecular function: S-adenosylmethionine-dependent methyltransferase activity. Bases 1 to 345 code for a protein of 114 amino acids. The record is from RefSeq and is a predicted model, not a curated record.
AUGCACAUGCUGCCAGACGGCCACUUCGACGCUGUAGUAAUCACGUAUGUGCUCUGCACAGCCAUCGACGGGAAGAAACUCAUCAGCGAAUGCAAGCGUGUGCUCCGAAAGGGUGGCCGCCUUCUCUUCGCCGAACACGUAGGACACAAAAAAGGCACAUUCGCAAGGUUUAUGCAGGACCUGCUUGCUCCACUCGUCCAGUAUAUGACCGGCGGCUGCUACAUGAACAGAGACAGCGGCCGCGUCUUCCAGGAGGCCGGCUUUGCGGAAGUCCAAAUGGAAGAAGUAGACCUGGACCUUCCUUUUCAGUACAGUUACCACGUCUACGGCGUGGCAACUGCAUAA